AUGCUGCUGUUCUGCUUCCUCGUGCUGCUGGCCGCGUUCAGGCCUGUGCAGGGUGUGUGGAACACCUGCGAAGGGAGCUGUGGGCUCCGGCCCUUGACUUCUGAUGCUGAGCGAGGCAUGACACGCGUCGUGGGUGGCAAAAGUGCUGAGUCAGGGGCCUGGCCCUGGCUUGUCAGCAUCCAAGAUCCCUCGGUUUCAGGCACGGGGCAUCUGUGUGGAGGGUCCCUCAUCAGCACACAGUGGGGCCUCACAGCAGCCCACUGCUUUGCUGAGUCCAGGAACAUCAGCGCCAUGCGCCUGGUGAUCGGGGCCACCCAGCUGACUGAGCCGGGCCCUGAGGCCCAGGUGCGCCUGAUUAAGCGGCUGCUGAUUCACAAGGAGUACGGUCCUGCCGACCAGAGCAACGACAUCGCGCUGCUGGAACUCAACGAGCCUGUCCAGUGCAGCCCCUACAUCCAGCUGGUCUGCGUGCCCAACGCCACGCUGAACGUGGCACAGCUGGAAACCUGCUAUGUCGCUGGCUGGGGUGCCACCACUGCAAGAUCUCAACAAUCAAGUGAUGUCCUGCAGGAGGCCAAGGUCCACCUUAUCAAUGUCCAGGUCUGCAACAGCAGUGAGUGGUACCAGGGGGAUGUCCAUACCCACAACUUGUGUGCUGGCUACCCAGAGGGUGGCAUCGACACCUGCCAGGGUGACAGUGGGGGUCCACUCAUGUGCCAAGACAACAGCGCUGACUUCUUCUGGCUUGUCGGAGUGACCAGUUGGGGAAGAGGCUGCGCCAGAGCAAAACGGCCUGGAAUAUACACUUCUGUUCAGCACUUCUAUGACUGGAUUCUGGUCCAGAUGGAACUGCUUCCACAAGUAGAGGCUUCUCGGUCAUGGAGUCAUUAUCCAACCACCUCACAACCGUGGAUUCAUCAUACAAAUGCCCCAUGGCCCACUCAGAAGCCAUGGCCAAGACCACCUCCCACUCAGAAGCCAUGGCCGAGACCACCUCCCACUUAUAAGCCAUGGCCAACAACACUGCCUGCUCCAAAGCCAUGGCCAACAACACUGCCCACUCCAAAGCCAUGGCCAACAACACUGCCCACUCCAAAGCCAUGGCCAACAACACUGCCCCCUCCAAAGCCAUGGCCACCAACACUGCCCACUUCUAAGCCAUGGCCAAAACCAACCCCCACUCAGAAGCCAAGUUCGAUACCCGCACCAGUGGAAGAGAUUAAGACCUGCCCAUUUCCACUCAAGAAGCUGAUGGAAUUCUUCACUCAGAUGCGGGACCUCCUGAAGAACCUACAGGGAAUUGCAGGUUGA
This is a messenger RNA of Onychostruthus taczanowskii (white-rumped snowfinch), 1311 nucleotides long. Its product is annotated as acrosin-like. Bases 1 to 1311 code for a protein of 436 amino acids. NCBI's taxonomy places the organism in Eukaryota, Metazoa, Chordata, Aves, Passeriformes, Passeridae. Gene Ontology annotation, biological process: proteolysis; acrosome reaction. Gene Ontology annotation, molecular function: serine-type endopeptidase activity. The transcript has 5 exons. The record is from RefSeq and is a predicted model, not a curated record.